Messenger RNA from Colletotrichum spaethianum, 2610 nucleotides. Its product is annotated as putative sugar kinase. Gene Ontology annotation, molecular function: zinc ion binding; DNA binding. The record is from RefSeq and is a predicted model, not a curated record. NCBI's taxonomy places the organism in Eukaryota, Fungi, Ascomycota, Sordariomycetes, Glomerellales, Glomerellaceae. The transcript is spliced from 3 exons. The coding region runs from base 1 to 2610 and encodes 869 amino acids. Gene Ontology annotation, biological process: DNA-templated transcription.
AUGGACGACACAGAUACCGCGAGAAAUGCUGCGAGCAGGGCGGGCUCUGCAGAAGUCAAGGCCGAGUCACCGGACGCGACCACCCAGAGCCACCAGCAGCAGCAGCAGCAGCAGCACCCGAAUCAGCACCACCACCACCACCAGCAACAGUCAGCGCCGCCCAAGAGAACAUGCGUGCACGCUUCCCUCACCUGCAAGCGCGAGCAUGUCCCCAAGAAAAGGGGUCCGAAGCGCGGCCAUGGACGGGUCAUAAACGAGCUGCGCGCAAGGGAGUCGUCCCAUAAAGAGCAGCAACGGGCCACGAGCCAGAAACCUUUCAAUGCAGAGAAUGCGCUCGAGAGCCCUACAGAGUAUGUGCGGCGUCGAUUGUCAGCAGCAUGCCCGCCGCUGAACGUAGACAGCCUCGACAUCGGGAUGAGCAGUAGUGACAUGGGAGAGGCGGCAUCUCAGCAUUCAUCCAACGCCUCCGCAGCCUCAACCCCGCCGAGCUUCUGGGCCGCCAUCACAUCCAACCCGGGACACAGCAACGUGCCGGAGCCCAGUGGCAUGUUCUCGAGCGACGAACUACGACCGAGGACGAGGAGCUACCUUCACAUGAUCCCGCAGCUGGUCGAACUAUACUACGAACACAUCUACCCCAUCAUGCCACUCAUUUACAUGCCAUCGAUACGCGAGACAAUCAACCGACCCAUGACUCCCAGCGAGAAGAACCUCGUCUAUGCCUUGUGCGCCCUGACUUCGAUGCACAUGUCUGGCAAGAGCAUCGGCGCACCGGGACCAACGUCGUGGGAAGUCGUCGGCCGCUUCUUCCUGGACGAGACCAUCUCAAUAAGGCAUUCGUACGAUUUCCUGGAGGAUCUGUCGCUGUAUGCGGUGAUUUCCUCGUUUUACCUCAGCACGUCCUUUUUCGAGAUCAACCAAUCGCGCAAAUCGUGGUACUACUUGCGAGAGGCGUUGACAAACGCACAGGACCUAGGACUGCAGGACGACUCGUCAUACUAUGGGCUGAGUCGCGAAGAGACGCUUUGUCGGCAGAGGGUUUUUUGGAUCCUGUUCGUGACGGAAAGGUCCUUUGCAAUCUUGCGCAACAAACCGAUCACGUUCAAGAGAACGCCGUCGCUUCCAACAACGCGACAUCCCUAUGAGGGUCCGGACAUUCACGCCGGAUUCUUGCAGCUCGUCUCGUCUUACACCCCACUCGAUGAAUCAUUCGUGACGGCGUGGAACGAGGGGUCCGAUCCCCGCGUCAGCGCAACAACCUUCUUGGCGCUACAGAACCUCCUCUCCCUUCCUCCAGCGUUUCUCCGUCCGCGAGGGCGAUCACCGACGCAGCCGCACGAGCAGCUGAUGGGCUCUUUCGGCGCCUCGUCCGCCGCCAGAGACCCAGGAGCGCCGGAGCCAACAGAUAUUCAGAAGGCGGACUUGCUCAUCACGCAGCAAUGGCUACGCCUCAUUGUCUGGCAGUCGUCGAUGAGGCAGGGCCUGCUGAGCUGGACAAACCCAGCCGACUCGGGAGGAGGCGUGUCCUCGGGCAGCGGAGUCGGAGGGGGAAACAGCAUGUGCUUCUCGUUUCCGCUGACUGUUGCACGCGACACUGCAUCGAUUCUGUCGAGUCUCCCAAGCAAAGCUGUCGAGGUGCACGGGAUGGGCAUCAUGGAGAAGAUUUUCGAAAUCGGAACAUGGUGCGUCAACGUGCUGGGGGCGUGCGAGAGUGUUGGUUUCUCGACGGCCAUGGACUUCACAUCAGGCGACAUGGGCGUGUUGAGUAGCGGUAGGAAAGGGGCAAGUCUGGAUCCGAUUGAGUUUUUCGUUCGAACACUGAGCGCAAGCGACAACUCCCGGAAACAAUUCGCCGAAAAGCUGCUCACCGCUGCCGGGGAGAAUCCGGGGAGCAUGAGGACACAGCUCAGUCCGGCCAUGUCUGGGAUGGGGGCCGCGGCGGCCGCCAUGAUGGCUAACGGCCAGGGGCCCAACGCAAUGGAUGCAGCAGGGUGGAGCCAACAACGGGGAAGCGUAGUUGGUGAGGUCUUUGACGACAACGAAGAGAGCAACGGGAACACGCAUUGUCAGCAACAGCAGCAACAGCAGCAACUAGACAUUGGCGACACUCCGAUGCAUCAUCAACCCGGCAUGCAAGGUAUGGGACUCGGCAUCGAACUUGGCGCUAGAGAGCCGAACGGCGGCCUGGGCGGCGUAGACAUGGACGCGAGCAGUGUUGAUCUGAUGAGCCCCUUAGGUUUGACAAGAAGCAAUACCUCCGACAUGGCGUCCAUGGGCAUGCCCGGAUUCGAUACGGCGUGGAGCCCCAGCAGCGGCGGGACCGGAUCGCGCGAUUACACGGACUAUAGCGCCGGACCAUAUGCGGCGCAGAGAGAAGGAGGACCACCAGGCUAUCCCGACAUGGCAAACGGAAUCAUCAUGCAGGACCGGAUGGCAGUCGCCGUCGGAGGUCGCGUCGGAGGCCCCGUUGGCGGAGAGACCUCCGUGAUGGGCGAGCGUCCACUUCAUCACCAUCAGCCGGCAGAUAUUGGGCCCUAUGAUCCAAGGAGGGAGGACAAGACCGGUGGAUACCAAAACGGAGUCAGGGUGGGCCUGUGGUUGGGGACAUGA